AUGAAGGUUCCAUUCUGGCUAUUUGCACUUAUGGUUGCUUUGGUUUCGUUCAACGGGUGCAAUAUAGCGAAACCCGCUCAGUCUUGCCUUGGCUCGGGGCUCGCAGGCUGCUCGGCGCAGUUGUAUUCUGGGAACCGGAAGGGUUGGUUCAGCGUAUCCGGCUCCGUACAGGAUACAAUAUUUACUCAGAAUGAGCUUGCAUCAAGCUUGGAGAGACUCGUCAGCCACAUAAUAGAACCUUUCCGAAAUGCAACAGCGGAGGAGCUUCGCCACAGACUACGCACACUGUUCGAGCGCAAGACGUAUCGCGUAACCCCGAACGGUGCACGCAAAGCCGAAGGUUGUGUCGUCUGGUCGUGGCAGGGAGGAAACCUUACGUUCAACGCACCGACAGAGACGGAAACGAUGAUGCACCGCACGAAACCUUUCUGGUACAAUCGCUUACGCUGGACGUGGGAGCUGUUUGAAGCGAUAAAAAUGCCCAGAGACGACUUUGAGAUAGCGCAGUGCCUGCAUGACUGUGUUCAGACUGUUCGAAAGGAGCCGCAGUUCGCCAAAAUGCCUCGGUAUCCCGAACCUGGACCGAUUCCAAUUCUCAGUCUCAUCCAGUGCUGCGGCAUUAGCGAUGAUAUUCCCGCACCAGUUUUUGAAUCUGGCAGACCUGGCCCGAGAACGAUUUUCUCAACUGGUCUUCGCGACUGGGAUGUUGCUUGCGCGCUCCAAGCUGCUUCUGCUUUACCGUGGGCGUUUAGACUGCCCAAGGCAGUCUUCCGCGGCUCCGCUCGAGAAUCUCUAGAGGAAACCAGACUUGCGACCGUCUCUGGGCGGAGAGGAAUCCACGGACGCAGAGGGUCGAACGCGUAUGGCCGGCGAGCCCUGGCAGAGCAUGGCCGCCGACACCCAGCAUUGCUGGAUGUACUUGUCACAGAAUCCGGGGGCAACAGAAGUGCCGGCGGCUUUAUGUCUGUCCGGAAGUUGGUGAACUACCGCUACUCUGUGCAUGCUGAAGGCAACUGUGGCUGGGCAGACCGCUUAUGGUGGCAGCUACACGCUCCGCAAGUGCUGCUAAAGCAGCGAUCACCGUGCGGUCUGUACUUCGAACCCCUGAUGAAGCCAUACAGAGAUCACAUCCCUGUCUCUGGGUCAUUUGACGACCUCAGUCGCAAAGUAAAGUGGCUCCAGCGCCACGAGUCGGAUGCUCUCGUAAUGGCGACGAAUGCAAUGAGAUUCGCGGAGGCGUACCUCGUUAGACGGAGCAUACUCAAAUACUUUGAGAUGGUCCUAAACCAGUACGCACAAAUUUGGCGACAUCAUUCUUAUGGAGAUCGCGGGCACUUCCAAUCAGGAGGUGGUGGCGCUGAAUGCCUUCGACCUCGUUUCGACUUUUGGUUCUUAGAAGAAAAAAGGGAUGCAGAUGCGGGAUAG
Molecule: messenger RNA, 1425 nt
Organism: Cyanidioschyzon merolae strain 10D
Lineage: Eukaryota; Rhodophyta; Bangiophyceae; Cyanidiales; Cyanidiaceae
Product: similar to endoplasmic reticulum resident protein
Exons: 1
Coding region: 1-1425 (474 amino acids)
Source: RefSeq, a predicted model, not a curated record